This is a messenger RNA of Phytophthora nicotianae INRA-310, 192 nucleotides long. RefSeq lists its product as hypothetical. The record is from RefSeq and is a predicted model, not a curated record. NCBI's taxonomy places the organism in Eukaryota, Oomycota, Peronosporomycetes, Peronosporales, Peronosporaceae. The transcript has 2 exons. The coding region runs from base 1 to 192 and encodes 63 amino acids.
AUGGCGAUUUCCACUGCUGAGAUGGAGCACCAGCAACAACGGAAUGGUCCGCAACCCCAGGCUUCUCCUUACGGGUUCACCGUUUGUGGUGUGACAGUCAGCGUUACAUCGUUCGACUUGUUUAAUCGACAAGGCGUCAGACAGCCAGUGAUGACGACCACGGGCUCGCUGCUGCACCUCGUCCUGGGAUAG